Saccostrea echinata is the source of this 2005-nucleotide messenger RNA. Its product is annotated as peroxisomal acyl-coenzyme A oxidase 1-like. Gene Ontology annotation, molecular function: fatty acid binding; FAD binding; acyl-CoA oxidase activity. Gene Ontology annotation, biological process: lipid homeostasis; fatty acid beta-oxidation using acyl-CoA oxidase. Lineage: Eukaryota; Metazoa; Mollusca; Bivalvia; Ostreida; Ostreidae. The transcript has 14 exons. Gene Ontology annotation, cellular component: peroxisome. Bases 5 to 2005 code for a protein of 666 amino acids. The record is from RefSeq and is a predicted model, not a curated record.
UACUAUGUCGUCUGCCACCGUCAAUCCUGAUCUGGCUAGAGAGAGGAGAGGGGCGACAUUUGAUGUGGAAAAGUUGACAAACACAAUAUAUGGAGGAUCAGAAAAUGUCAGAAGACGUCGAUAUUUACAUAAUUUGGCUAUUCAAGACCCAAAGCUUUCUCAUUCAAAACCCUGGGCAUUUCGAUCACGAGAGGAAGAGUACGAAACAUCGCUUUGGCAAAACCUUUACCUUUUGAAAAAAAUGGAGGAAAUGGGACUUAAAAAUGAAUUGGAGAGAAUGUACUAUUUAGAGGCUGCUACCCCGUCUCAGGCAAAUGCUGUCGGUGUACACUACGGUAUGUUUAUCCCUGCCAUUGAAAAACAGGGAACGGAGGAACAAAAGGCAAAAUGGCUUCCGCUAGCAAAAAGUUUGAAGAUCAUUGGGACAUACGCUCAAACGGAACUUGGUCACGGGACAUUUAUACGAGGACUAGAGACCAAUGCUACAUACGAUCCCAAAACAAAAGAGUUCAUAUUGAAUUCUCCAACAGUUACUUCAAUAAAGUACUGGCCCGGAAAUUUGGGAAAAACUUCAAACGUUUGUUUGGUAAUGGCUCAGUUAGAGACGCAAGGGAGACGGCACGGAAUUCAUUUGUUUCUGGUGCAGCUUAGGGAUCUUAACACACACAAGUUAUUGCCAGGCGUGGAGGCAGGAGAUAUUGGUCCCAAGUUUGGUUUUAAUGGUAAUGACAAUGGCUUUUUAAGAUUAGAAAAUGUCCGAAUACCACGAGAAAACAUGCUGAUGAGAUAUUCAAAGGUACUAGAGGAUGGUACAUAUAUAAAACCUCCGGACCAGAGAAUAGGAUAUGGCACCAUGGUUUUAAUUCGAGCCAAAAUUGUUGGUACGUUUUCAAAAGUUUUGGCAAUGGCGUGUGUUAUAGCAGUACGAUACAGUGCAGUUCGACGUCAAACGGAAGUCUCCCCAGGUGGAAUAGAGGCACAAGUAAUAGACUACCAAACUCAGCAAUACAAGUUAUUUCCAUUAGUGGCAACAGCUUACGCAAUGCAUUUCACUGGGAGAUUCAUCAUGGGUUACUAUGCAAAAGUUUCUUCUGAAAUCGACGCUGGUAAUCUGGAGUCGAUGAAUGUACUCCAUGCUGUGCUGUGUGGCCUAAAGGCAUUCAGCACAUGGUCGUGUACGUCGGGGAUAGAAACAUGCCGUUUGUGUUGUGGGGGACACGGAUACUCCCAUGCCAGCGGCUUGCCCAAACUUUACACGUUUUACACACCAGGAUGUACAUAUGAGGGUGAAAAUAACGUCAUGAUGCUACAAUUAGCCAGGUUUCUGAUUAAGGUGUAUCCCACUGUAAAGAGAGGGGCACCAGUCAGUCAAUUUCUGCGGUGUUUUACGGUGGAUGUUUCUACCAAAUCCUGCAUGACAGAAGAAGUGGCGUUAGGUUGUCUUGUUAAAGCUUAUGAACAUAGAUCAGCUAGAUUACUCGAAGAUGCUGCCACAAAUAUAGAGAGACUUGUUCGCUCGGGAAAGUCCAGACAAGAGGCAUGGGAUGCGUCCACUGUCUCCCUCACAUGGGCGGCAACGGCAUUUUCUCAUCUGUUUGUCGUCAAUGCGUUUGUUGAGCACUUGAACAAUAAUAAGACUGAAAAGGAAACAGAGGACGCAUUGAUCACGCUUUGUAAACUUUAUGCAGUUCAUGGGAUCGUAGAAAGACUGGGGGAAUUCAUUCAGGAUGGUUUCUUUAGCCCUGUACAAGUCACUUACCUUCACAACAAACUGACAGAGCUGUUAGCAGGGGUGAGACCUAAUGCAGUGGCCUUAGUGGACGCGUUUGAUUACCCUGAUCAGGUGGUGGACAGCUGUCUAGGGCGUUAUGAUGGACAGGUGUACCAGGCUCUGUACGAAUAUGCCAAAAAUUCACCUCUCAACGAGAAAGAGGUUUUGGAUUCCUACUUUAAAUAUAUAAAACCUGCUCAAGGGGGAGGAAAUCCUACAAUGUCUAGACUGUGA